Molecule: messenger RNA, 2730 nt
Organism: Thunnus maccoyii (southern bluefin tuna)
Lineage: Eukaryota; Metazoa; Chordata; Actinopteri; Scombriformes; Scombridae
Gene: mcm6
Product: minichromosome maintenance complex component 6
Exons: 18
Coding region: 137-2638 (833 amino acids)
Biological process (GO): double-strand break repair via break-induced replication; mitotic DNA replication; DNA replication initiation
Cellular component (GO): MCM complex; nucleus
Molecular function (GO): ATP binding; single-stranded DNA binding; single-stranded 3'-5' DNA helicase activity
Source: RefSeq, a predicted model, not a curated record
CUUUUCGCGCGAAACUGUGCAGUGUUGUCCGGACUUCAGCGUGCUGUGUGUGUGUAUCUGUCCGGAGAGGAACGGGACGGCUCUGUGUAGAUCUCAGCUGUUUGAAUCUUUUAUUCCAGUUUUAUAGUGUUUCAUCAUGGAUGUUGCCACAGCAACCGCGGAGAAUGCCGGGGAGAUGGUGAAGGACGAGUUGGCUGAAAAAUGCCAGAAGUUGUUCCAGGCUUUCUUGGAGGAGUUCCAGACAGGGGAUGGGGAGGUGAAGUAUGUCCGGGAGGCCGAGGAGCUGAUCAGGCCUGAGAGGAACACCCUGCUGGUGAGCUUCACAGACCUGGAGGGCUUCAACCAGGAGCUGGCAACUACCAUCCAGGAGGAGUAUUACAGAGUGCAUCCUUUCCUCUGUCGGGCAGUGCGCAACUUUGCUCGGGAUCAUGGGAAUGUUCCUCUCAAUAAAGAGUUCUACGUUGCCAUCCAGGAUUUCCCCACCAGACACAAGAUCCGUGAGCUGUCAUCCAUGCGUAUCGGCACCCUGGUGAGGAUCAGUGGUCAGGUGGUGAGGACGCACCCAGUACACCCUGAACUGGUGAGUGGUACCUUCCUGUGCAUGGACUGCCAGGCGGUGAUCAAAGAUGUCCCUCAGCAGUUCAAAUACUCCCCACCAACCAUCUGCAGGAACCCCGUCUGCAACAACCGCUCCCGCUUCCACCUCGACACACACAAGUCCAAGUUCAUCGACUUCCAGAAGGUGCGUAUCCAGGAGACGCAGGCGGAGCUGCCUCGUGGUUCCAUCCCACGCUCCAUGGAGAUCGUCCUGAGAGCCGAGGCUGUGGAGACGGCUCAGGCCGGAGAUCGUUGUGACCUCACCGGGACCCUCGUCGUUGUGCCGGAUGUCUCUCAGCUCUCCACACCGGGUGUGCGAGCAGAGACCAGCACCCGUGUAGGAGGAGGCCAGGGCUAUGAGGCUGAAGGUUUGAGAGGACUGAAAGCUCUGGGAGUCAGAGAGCUGUCAUACAAGCUGGCCUUCCUGGCCUGCCAUGUGGCCCCAACUAACCCAAGAUUUGGUGGGAAGGAGCUGCGUGAGGAGGAGCAGACUGCUGAGAGCAUCAAGAGCCAGAUGACAGAGAAAGAAUGGGAGAAAGUAUUCGAGAUGAGCCAAGACAAGAACCUGUACCACAACCUGUGCACCAGCCUCUUCCCCACCAUCCACGGCAACGACGAGGUGAAGCGCGGCAUCUUGCUGAUGCUGUUUGGAGGCGUUCCUAAGACGACCAUGGAGGGGACCUCGCUGAGAGGAGACAUCAACGUCUGCAUUGUUGGAGACCCCAGCACUGCCAAGAGCCAGUUCCUCAAGCAUGUGGAGGAGUUCAGUCCCAGAGCGGUGUACACUAGCGGCAAAGCCAGCAGUGCUGCUGGUCUGACAGCCGCCGUGGUGCGAGACGAGGAGUCCCAUGAGUUUGUCAUCGAGGCUGGAGCUCUGAUGCUGGCUGACAAUGGUGUGUGCUGCAUUGACGAGUUUGACAAGAUGGACCUCAAGGACCAGGUGGCCAUCCACGAAGCCAUGGAGCAGCAGACCAUCAGCAUCACCAAGGCUGGAGUCAAGGCUACCCUGAACGCUCGCACAUCCAUCCUCGCUGCCGCCAACCCUGUCAGUGGGCGCUACGACCGCAGCAAGAGUCUGAAACAGAACAUCAACCUGACCGCCCCCAUCAUGAGCCGCUUCGACCUCUUCUUCAUCCUGGUGGACGACUGUAAUGAGGUGACGGACUACGCCAUUGCCAGACGCAUCGUGGACCUGCACACGCGUGUGGAGGAAUCAGUAGACAGACUGUACUCUCUGGAUGAAAUCCGCAGAUACCUGCUGUUUGCGAGGCAGUUCAAACCUAAGAUUUCCAGCGAAUCGGAGGAGUUCAUCGUUGAGCAGUACAAGCGUCUCCGUCAGCGUGACGGCUCAGGGGGCGUGUCCAAGUCAGCCUGGAGAAUAACUGUGCGGCAGCUGGAGAGCAUGAUCCGCCUCUCGGAGGGCAUGGCACGUAUGCACUGCUGCGACGAGGUGCAGCCCAAACAUGUGAAGGAAGCCUUCCGUCUUCUGAACAAAUCCAUCAUCCGAGUGGAGACGCCAGACGUCAACCUGGAGCAGGACGAUGAGCUGGAGGACGAGGAGCAGCAGGAGGAUGGAAACAAUGUACCUAACGGAGUGAACGGUGUGAACGGUGUAAACGGCCAUGCAGAUGGGAUUAACGGGCACGUCAACGGCAUCAACGGUCAUGUUAACGGUGUGAACGGCCACGCCGAGCCUGGCAGCCAACCCAAACCAUCUCUCCGCCUGUCCUUCAAUGAGUACCAACGCAUCUCCAACCUGCUGGUGUUGCAUCUGCGCAGAGCAGAGGAGGCUGAGGAGGAGGAGGAGCUGAAGAAAAGCGCGGUGGUGAACUGGUAUCUGAAGGAGAUUGAGGCAGAGAUCGACUCGGAGGAGGAGCUGGUCAAUAAGAAGGGGCUGAUAGAGAAGGUCAUCCACAGGCUGGUGCACUAUGAUCACAUCCUCAUCGAGCUGUCUCAGGCGGGGCUGAAGGGCUCGGAGUCAGCGAGCACAGAAGAAGAGGUGGUUCUGGUCGUCAACCCCAACUACAUCCUGGAAGAUUAAACUCCUCCCUCUGUCCCUCUGUUUGGUUUUUCUCCACACCCACAUGACUUUUGAUAUUAAACUUCAACAAUAAAGCUGAUGUUCGAGGUGUU